CCCAAUUCUUAUUGCUAUUAUGUUCUCAUUUAAAUUGGUUACGUAGCUAACAAGUAUUGAUAGAUAAUUAGAGCUCUUGAUUAUGUAUAAGAAGUAAUAUUCAUGGCUCGUGUGAUAUACAUACAUACAUGCUGCCAGGUAGGUCUGCGUGUAGGUAUUGAGUAGGGCUGGGCAGAGUUUGAGCCAAACCCAAAUCUGAGUUCUUUGGAUAUUUGGUUUGGAUUUUCGGUAUACGGAUUGGAUUUGGAUUUAAUUUCUAUAAUAUUUAGAUUUUGGAUUUGUCUCCGGUAAUCCAUCUUUUUAUACCUUAUAUUCUUCUGUAUUUGUUUUUGAGUAUUAAAGAGGGACGCACUAGGAUAGUGCCAAAACCUUAAAUACAGUGAAAGGACAUCAGAUCCAACUAGAAAUCCUAACAAUUAUUGAGCACCUACCAGAUAUACUAAUGAUACCUGCCUCCUCUUCAAAACAUUACACCAAAAAUGAAAAAUAAGAAAGCACGUCAUCUUUAAAUUCUGUUAAGAGCUACUUCUUCCUUCAAACAUUCUUACAUUUCUUUCUUUCCAUGUCCACCAUAUACAAGCAGGAACCAGUCUCCACCAUUUCUUCUGUCCAACUACACCCGUUGCAAUUCCAACUCCUUGAGCAGGUCACUGGUGUUUGAAGUCAUACACCAUUGGAGUCCCACAAUGUUAAGACACAGAAGACUAGUGACAAAACAAUGAAGAAACAGAUGGCUAUUGGAUUCUGUUUCUAAAACACAAAAAGGACAUCUAGAGCAUAAUUGAAAUCCCCUUCCCUUAGAUUCUCUUGUGUCAGGCAAGUCUUUCUUGCCACUAACCACGAAAAGCACAAUACUUUUGUGGGGAUCUUAACUUCCCAAAUAUAUUUCUAGGGCCCAUGUGGUAUUUGCUGAUCCAAAUUACACAAUGUAUUAUAAGCAGACUUUACUGAAAAAACACCAUCUUUGCCAGAUAUCUAGUAAAGCUUAUAUUUAGGAACUCGGAAUUAAUUAUAGGUAUAGCUGUUAAAUUUUUACUUAUGUUAGAGGUAAAAACUUCUAAUAUUUAGUAGUUCAAACUUGACUAAAAUUUUGCUUUUUAAAUCUUUCUUUAUUUGAACUAUAUUAGAAGUCCUAACAUUUAAGGCUUUAAAAUCAAUUAUAAUUUGUUAACUUAUAGCAAUCCUUUCUUUAUCGAACUUAAUAAUUAUCCAAUUAUCAACUCACGGUACGAUAAACUAAAUUAAAGAGUGUAGCAUCAGUUGGCAUUAAUAUGUUGAGUUGAGUUCCUUCUUCUGCUUGUUUUUAAAUUGUAUAAUCGAGAAAAGAAAAUAUAGAAACAUAACACCCUCUUAGUUGUUUCAGUUUAAUUGAGUGUUUUUGCUGUUCACUCUUUUUAGUUAAAUCUGAACUAUGUCUUUUGUUUCAAUUUAUGUGAUGUUGUUCGACUAGACACAUAGAUUAAGAGAAAAAGAAAAUGGUUAGAGUUGAAUCACUUCAUAAAGAUAAACUGAAAAUUCAAAAUUAAGUAUUACUAAAUAUUUGAAGUAUGAAUCCCUAUAGCAAAAUGUUUGUUCACAUCUUUACCCUUUUAAAAUAGAAUUCACUCUUGACAAGGUAGUCAUUUAAUUAUUUUCUAAUAUUCAAAAUUUUAAAUUAAGUAAAUUUUAUGUAUUAAAUCCUUCAUUAGUUGAAAUAUAUAGAAAAUUUCAAUAUUUAGAAAUAUAAAAGCGAACAAGAUUUUACCUUUUAAGAAAUAAUUACAAGUUGAAUAAAAUUGUACUUAUAAUGCAAGGCAACUUUAUGUUUAGGACUUUCAAAAAUACAAUUAUAAAAAUGAGCAGCAUGGUGCACAAAGCAACCCGCGUUAAUAGGGUCUAGGCUAGGAUUGCAUUCCAAGGAGUGUGAUAUUGACAACCUACCCUAGUGUAGGCAUUAGUAAUUGUUUCCACUAAUUUUGACAAGUCUUUCUUAGUCUGGUGGCAUAACAAUUCCUUAACGACUAGUUACAAAUAAAUUAACACAUUUGUGAUGUGAUAUCAGUUCAUUGAUGUCAAUUUAUUAAUGCCAAAAUAAGCCAAUAAUGAAUUACAAUACGAUUUGUAGUGGUAAUUGCUUAAAAGAAUAACUAUACUAUAUGUUAAUCUACUAUACAAUUUUGUAUGACAAUGCGUCUUCGUAAUGCUAAUAUUUAUUUAAUCUGUUAAUAAUAUAGUAAUACAAAUUGUAAUGAUUAACAUGAAAUACACAUAACACAUGCAUUUAAGUGCUUAUGUAAACCGUUCAUCAAAUACUAUUUCUAAGAUGUUUUUGUUGAAGCAAGUAUAAGGACAUACCGAAAGAAGUUUCACUAAAGCAAAUCUAACUUUUAAAAAUGAUAAUAUAUCCGUUUGAAAUUUAUGAUUCCCUUUUUUAGUUAUUAUAUUGUACACAAAUACAUCUUGUAAAUGUUAGGUAUUUUAUUUUUAAAAUUUUAUUCUUAUUAAUAUAUGAGGGAAACACGUGAUGCACAUACAUUAAUACUAGUUUAAAAAAAAAGUAAAACAUCAAAAAAGUUAGUUAAUUGAUUCCAAAUUUGCAAUAUUGCAUCCUCAAAAUAUGCAAAUAACACGUGACUUCUAUUUUAUUUCAGAGGAACAAAUGUGACUAGAUCAUGAUCUGUUCAAGACCUUUUCGGCGGUUAAUAGCCAAUGUAUCGCUUUUGAUCGGUUUGUUGGUGGGGGGCAUUGAUAAAGUACGGAUAAUCCAUUAGGGUUUAAGGAGAGAAUUUGAAGAGGUAAAAGGAAGAAAGAUAGAAUGAAUGAGGGGAAGUGUGUUCCUCGGAUAUAAUAAAAUAGAAGUCAUGUGUUGUUUGUAGUUUGUUUGUUCUCGAAAAAAAAAUCUGCAAACAACACAUUACUUUUAGUUAUUUUAGAGGAACACAUGUUUGUAAUUUUUUUUCUCGAAAAAAAAAAUGCUAACAUGUGACUUCUAUUUUAUUAUAGAGGAACAUACUUCUUCUUACUCAUUCUGCCUUUCUUCCUUUUUCCCUUCAUAUCUCUCCUAAAACCCUAAUGGAUUAUCCCUACUUCAUCAAUGACCCCCUAACAAGCCGAUCCAAAGCGAUACAUUGGCUAUUAACCGCCAAAAAACUCUUAAAAAAUCGUGAUCUAAUGACAUGUGUUCUUUGGAGAUAAAAUAAAGUCAUGUGUUAUUUGCAGAUUUUAAGGAUGCAAUAUUGCACAUUUGGAAUCAAUUCAUUAACCUUUUUCAGUUUUUUUCUUCUUUUUAACUAGUCUAAAUAUAUGCACGAUCCCCUCGUAAUUAAUAAGAGUAGACUUUUAAAAAUAAAUAAUAUUUAACAGAUGUUUUGUGUACAAUAUAAGAAUUUAAAAAGAGAAUUAUAAAUUUCUAAUUGAUAAGUGAUUAUAUUUAAGAGUUCGAUCUGGUUUAGUGGUUCUUCUUUCAGUAUGUUCUAAUACUUGCUUCAACAAAUGUAUCGUACAAAUAACAUUUGAUUGUGUAAAUAUGGAUCUUAGGCUUAACUCAACCCCUAAAGCUAGCUAGCUCACGAGGAGAGGUUUGUCCAAAUCCAUAAAAGGAUACCAAAUUUCCAUUCCUUUAAUGAUGUAUGAAUUCUUAACACUUUCGUGCACGCCCAAACCUCGUUAUAUGGAGUGUGGACACUAUAAUAUGGGGGCCCAACAUUGGUGAACAAAGAAUUGGAACAAAGAAUUGGAAUGUGCUUGGCUCUGAUACCAUGUAAAGAUGGAUCUUGGGCCUAACUCAACCCAAAAACUAGCUAAUGAAUGGAAGUUUGUCCAAGUCAUAUGAGAAUACCAAAUUCCCAUCCCUUUUUCGAUGUGGAAUUUCUUAACAGAUUGAAAGGUAAAAAAGUCUUUCACUUUUACAUAAACACAUACAUGCAUUAUAUCUGUAUUUUUCGUUAAUUAUUACAAAAUUUGUAUCACUAUUAUUAACAAUUAAAAUUUCCAACUCCAACUUGGAGUUUUUUUUUUUGGGAGAUAAAGGUAACUGUGUAUUCACAAAAGGCUCAUCAUCAAAUAAAUGAUGAGCAUAGGUCACUUACAAAUCUCACCAGAGCAUAUCAAACUACCCUAUGGGAGAUUACAACUUACCUAUAAAGUCAGCAAAAAGUUUUAUAUCCCCCAUCAUAUCUUGUUUACACCAAAAGUACAAAAGACUAAGACAAUUCAUUCUAAUUUUCUGGAUGUUGUUUUUCUUAUCCACAAAGCAUCUUCCAUUCCUUUUUUUCCAUAGGGACCACCAGAUGCAGGCUGAGAUUAACUCCCACCAAUUUCAUUAGACUCCCUUCUUCCUAUCAUCUUCCAGCUGUAGAGCAAGUCCUUAAUGGACUUUGGAGUUACCCAACAUACACCAAGAAGACCAAGAAACAUGUUCCACAAGCUUGUAGCUACUUUGCAAUGAAGGAAUAAAUGACUAUUAACUUCUGCAUCUUCAUCACACACAAAGCAUCUUGAGCAUAAUUGUCUGCCUUUCUUUUGAAGCACUUCAUGUGUUAAGCAGGCCCUUUUGCACACUAACCAAGCAAAACAUGAGUCUUCAAUGGUAUUUUUUUCUUCCAUGUUAACUUCCAUGGCCAGUUCCUGACCUGUGUUUGGCCAAUAUUGUAUCUGCAGUACCAUGACUUUACUGUAAACACACCUUUGCUUUGCCAUCUCCAAAUAGGCUUAUCAGAUUCAGUGGAGGUGCCUGGGAAGGCAUUGAGGAUCUGAAAAAGAUUAACGACCCUCUCGAUUUCCCAAUCAUUGAAAGCUUUCUUGAAUAUGAGAUUCCAACCUUGACGGCUCCAUAGCUGUGAGAUUGUGGCCUUGUUUUGAGUGGUGAGCAUAAACAGGUCUGGGAAGAGUGAUUGCAGGCUUUCAUCCCCAAUACAAUGUUCAUUCCAAAAAUCAAUUUUCCUACCAUUUCCCACCUCUAGUGAGAUGUUGCCUUUGAAUUAGGCCAUAAUCUUCUAAUAGUCUUCCACACACUGCAUCCAAAAGUUCCAAGAGCCUCCUCAGUAAUCCAAUGGCUUUGUAGUCGAUACUUCAUUGUGAUGACUCUUUUCCAGUGCGACUGAUCUUCAAUGCAGAAUCUUCACAAUUAUUUUUGAAGGAGACAAUUGGUUGGAUGAUUGAGCUUUUUUAUUCCCAACCCCUCCCUUGUUUCCUGCUAAGAGUAAGAGUAUCCCACUUAACUAGGUGGUAACUUUUGUGCUCUUUAUUUCCAUUCCAUAGGAAAAACCUCCUGAGUUGAUUGAUCUUUUUGACAAUGUCCUUUGGAAUAGGGAAUAGCCAAAUCUGGACAAGUGCUUCAAAUCUAUUUUCCAACUCCAUCUUCAUAAAUUCCAAAAUAGUGCUAUAUUCUCUCCUUUGCAAAAAGUAUAACCGAACAUAACCAUCUUCAACUCUUAACUUUAUAAAUUCCAAAUAAAGUGAAAAAUAUUUGACAUGGCCAAAUGCCUAUUAAAUUAUGUUAAUUGAAAACUAAUCCAUGAAUCAUAGUAUUUAAGUGGAGAAAGAUAAAACAAUGGAUCUAGGUUUAUAUUGGAUAAUGGGGAGUUCUGGAUCAUCCCAAAGUUCUGGGGUUUUGUCCUAUGCCACUGUUCUUGAAGAGUUCCAGACAAUGAGCCGAAACUAGAAAUAUGAGAAAUUGUGUGCUGCAGCAGUCUAAAGACAAAAUCGAAUCUAUGAAGGCAAGACAGACAAGGACUUCGUUUCAGAAGGUGAUGAACAAUGUAUUGAGGCGAUCGAUGCACUCAAUUUUGGGUUUGCUCUCCAUAUUUCAGGGAUGAGAAAGCAAGCUUUGACCAGAAGAUUGUGUUUACACAAAGGUGAAAAGUGAAAACAAGCACUGUUCUCUUCACACAUUAAUGAUUGAUGCAGAUGGAGAUCUCUGCCAAAGAUGAUGGAAGGUUUCUGGUAGAGAUGAGGCCCUUUAGUUGCAUUUACUGGGCAGGGAGACUUCUGUUUUGUUAAGUGGUUGUGCAUCUAUAAGGGCUUUGGAUUUUCUACACUCUUUUGCCUAAUCAGUUAUGGGUGAUGAGAAGAGAACAUUUUAGGUUCACAUAUGGGAAGACAUUUAGUCAAUGUCAGCAUCAGAAAGGGCUUUGUUAUAUUUGAAGUGGUUUUAGAUAUUGGAGCUGAUGGUGGGAAUGUCAGUUUGGGGAGCAAGAAGACCAUGGACGACAGCUGAAUAUGUGACCAUAAAAUUUAUUAUUGAGGUUAGUUUGAAGGCUCUCAAUCAGAUACCUCAAUCUCCACCAUUCACUUUGGUGGAAGAAGGCACAACUUCAAGGAUGUGAUGGACGGGCUUGAGUUUCACCAUGUGCAAAAAGCUUGUCCAGGUUAGUAUCCCUUCGUUCUUGCUAUUAUGUUCUCAUUUAAAUUGGUUUAUCUAGCUAUCAAGUAUCUAUAGAUGAUUAGAGCUCUUGAUUAUGUAUAAGAAGCAAUGUUCAUGGCUUGUGUGGUAUACAUACAUGCUGCCAUAUAGGUAUCGAGUAGGACUGGACAUAGUUUGAGCCAAACCAAAAUCUGAGUUCUUUGGAUUUUCGAAAUACAUAUUAGAUUUUUGAUUUGUGUCCGGAAAUCCUAUUUUUUUUACCUUAUGUUCUUUUGUUUUGUUUUUGAGAAUGGUCACUUGAGUAUUAAAGAAAAAAGCACUAGAAUAGUGCCAAAACCAUAAGUACAGAGAGAAAGGACAGCAGAUCCAACAAUGAAAUCCUAACCGUCAUAGACCAAAAAUGAAAAAGAGGAAAGCACUUCAUCUUUAAAUUCUUUAAAGAGCUACUUCUUCCUUCAAAAAUUCUUAAAUUUCUUUCUGUCCACCAUAUACAAGCAGGAACCAAUCCCCACCAUUUCUGCUGUCUGACUACACCCUGUUGCAAUUUCAACUCCUUAGCAGAUCUCUUGUGUUGGAAGGCAUACACUAUUAGAGUUCCACAAUGUAAAGAUAAAGUUGGCACAGAAGGCUAGUGACAAAACAAUGAAGAAACAGAUGGCCAUUGGACUCUCUUUCUAAACCACAAAAAGGACAUCUAGAGUUCAAUUGGAAUACGCUUCUCCUCACAUUCUCUUGUGUUAGGCAAGCUUCUCUUUCCACUAACCAGGAAAAGCUCAACUCUAUUGUGGGAACAUUGGCCUUCCAAAUAUAUCUCCUGGGCCACUGUAGUAUUUGCUGGUCCAAAUUACUCAACGUAUGAUAAGCAGACUUUACUGGAAAAACACCAUCUUUGCCGGUGUCCAGUAAAGCUUAAAUUUAGGAACUUGGAAUCAAUUAUGGUUACAACUAUUAAAUCUGUACUCAUUUGUGUGAGGUAAGGAAAAUUUGGGCGCUAGAUUUGGAUUUGAUCGGGUACCCUUUUUACCCAAAUCUUGUUGUUGCAUUUCAAGAAGAAGACAUGGUUGUUAAAACUCAAGAAGAGAGAAAAGUCAAGAUUGAAGAGAAUACACUUGAAGAAAAGGAAAAAUGAAGAAGAUGAAGAUAGGGUACCACCUUUAGGCGGGGGCAGGUAUGGGUUAUUGGGUGGAUCCGCAUCCUGAAUUGAGAUUAAUUAAUUAGGUUAAUUUUAAUAAUAGCUAGUAGAAACGUGCCACGUAAUAAAUGAAUUUCUUAAUUUUGUUUUUGAAGUGUGCCCUUAAAACAAGGGUAGUUUAGAGCCAAUAAUUGACAUUUAAGGCAUUUUGAGUCAAAAGGUUAAUGAAUUGUAUUUUUGUACCAAAUUCAAUAGUUUAAGGGUAUUUUAGGCCCUGAUUCGAUUCUUAUAUUGUACACAAACACAUCUUCUAAAUAUUAUUUAUGUUAUUUUAAAAAAUCUAUUAUUCUUAUUUAUACGAGGGAUGUGCGCGAGAUGCGUAUAUAGGACUAGUUAAAAAGGAAAAACUCAAAAAGGUUAGUGAAUUGAUUGCAAAUUUGCAAUAUGACAUCCCCAAAAUCUGCAAACAACACGUGGCUUUCUAUUUCAUUUCGGAGGAACACACUUCCACUCAUUUAUUCCGCUCUCCUUCCUUCUUCCUCUCAUUUAUUCCACCUUUCUUCCUCUUCAUUUUCUCCGCCUUCCUUCCUGCUAAUUUUCUCCGCCUUUCUUCCUCUUUAUCUUUCUCCACCUUUCUUCCUUUUUCCUCCUCAUUUUCACCGCCUUUCUUCCUUCUUCCUCCUCAUUUUCUCCACCCUUCUCCUUCUUCCUCUUCAUUUUCUCCGCCUUUCUCCUUUUUCUCUUCAUUUUCUCCACCUUUCUUCCUUCGUCCUUCUUCUUCAUUCUCUUCUAAAGCCCUAAAAUGGAGCAUCCUUUCUUCAUCAACAGUGACCCUCCAAUCAAUCGAUCAAAAGCUUUCCGUUUUCUAUCAAUCGCUGAAAAUCUCUUAUCAAAUCGUGACCUAGUUGGUAGCAAGUCAUUCGCGACCCGGGCCCGUGAAUCCGACCCAACAUUUGUACAUGUUACCGACCAAAUACUCGGCAUCGUUGAUACUUUGAAUGCCGGCGACAGACGUAUUAACAAUCAUCACUUUGACUACUACUCUAUCCUCCAAAUCCCUUCUAACCAAACCCAAAAUGCCGAUUUCAUCACCGAACAGUAUCGCCGGUUUAAGUUUCUUCUGAAUCCUCAGACCAACACUUUUCCAUUUUCUGAUCAGGCUUUCCAUCUUGUCAUUGAUGCAUUCACAGUUCUUUCUGACCCCUUGAGAAAAAGUAUGUAUGAUAAGGAGCUGGGUCUCCUCCGUAACCCUUACCAAGUUGUUGCUUCUACAUCUACCCCUGUGCAUCAGAGUGUUUAUCCUUCAAUGCCCAGUCCGAAUGCAGACCUAAUGUUUGUGAAUUUGUUUACUCAAGAUCAAGGGCCACAUGCUGCUGGAGUAAGCUUCAGUAGAGACCCACAAGCUGGAAUGUCUAUGCCAGUGACAUUUCUGACUAAUGAACAAGAAACUACGAUCUCUAUGGAAAGCUUGCCCAUUGAGCAGCAACUGCAACAACCUGAAACGUCUCUGAAACAAAAGACACACCCCGUGACUCCCAUUUCAUUUUCAAACACAGAUGAACAACCUACCUCAUCCUUUUCUUUGAACCAGCCACAGCUGUUAACCUCUGAGAGAAGCUUUAAUAGAGAAAACCCACCAUUUGGUACCGGGGUGAGCUCGACACAAGGGCGAGAAGCAGUGGUUUGUGCAGAGCAACAUGGGAAUCAACAGCCCCUGGAGAGAAAUGAGAAUGUGGUUGGGAACAAUGCAAAUAAGUCUGCAAGUACUGGUGACAAUGUGAAGGAGAAAGAAGGGAAUGUAGAUGCAUCAGGUAAGAGUAUACCCAGUUUCUGGACUGCAUGUCCUUAUUGUCUCUGUAUGUAUGAGUACUCAGUGGAGUAUACUCAUUGUACUUUAAGGUGUCCAAAUUGUAAGAAGGGUUUUCAAGCUGUACCAAUUGCGUCUCCUCCUCCAAUUAUUGAUGGAAAAAUAAAUAACUUUUGUGAUUGGGGAUUUAUGCCUUUUGGAUUAUCUUUGGAGGAUUUUAAUAGAAAUAUAGGUAACGCUUCGAGCUGGUCUCCGUUUUCGCCCAUGUUUACCUGUCCGCUAUUUGAGUGGCAUGGAGGGAGUAAUGUGAACGAUCAGGCUGUUGGAGGACAGAGUAAUGUGAAUAAUCUUGGUAGUUCGCAUAAUGCUGGUGGAUCGAAAAGUGGGGGUGGACGAAAGCAUUUUUCUCCCAUAAUAUGUAUUGAUGAUGAUGCGUUGGUUGAGGCAUCACAGUCAGAUGAGGAGUCAAAUGUGGAUUGGAAUCGGAAUAAAGAGAGGAAGAAAGCAAAGAAUGGGAAGCGGAAGUGUGCAAGGAAAAAACCCCCAAGUAAAAAUGCCAAGAAACAGCAAGCUGAUUAAGGAAAAAACUGUUGAAGGGAAUAAUGAUGUCAAUUUGCAAUAUGGUUUAGUAAUUCAAGGUGGCGUAGAAAUACCCAUGCUGUAACAGUUGAGUCAAGUAACAAAGGUGUCGUAAGUAAGGCAAUAAGGCACCUUGUUGGGUUGCAAAACACUUAGGAAUGUAAAUUUGAAUGUGUAGUUCAGUAAUGAGGUUGAAGAGCCUAUAAUUCAGAUGGGCCAAGAAAAUGAAGCAGGAGAAGGAGAGGAUGAUACUGUUGAUGUAGUUGGGUUUUUUAAAGGUCUUGAUGAGUUCCGUAGCAGUCUUCCUAUACUUAAAGCUGAGGAUGGUGAUAAGGUGGAGGCUGCCUGUUAUAACUCCUUAGUCUCCCAACAGUUUACAGUAGUAGCUAUUUGCUUGUAGCUCAUUUUAGUAGUAGUAAGUCUUUAUUGUAGUUUGCAGUUUCUCAUUCCAGUAAUGUUAGGAAGUAAUGUCCUAGUUUCUAGGGGUAGUUAUCUUAUAAAUUUUGUAUUUGAACUCUAUGUUUAUCCUAUGAAAUCUAAGCAGAAAAUUGUUCCAUUUUUUGAGUACUUUAAUUCAACAGAUUGCAGGUUCUCUAACGAACCAGCGCCAUAAGUUGUAGGAAGAAAACAACAGAUUAAGUCUUGCAGCGUCCCAUAACUAGAUCCAUAACAGGGGACUGUAACACUGCCUAGCAAAGUAAGGCACUUUUUUGUUUGUAGUUGUUCCUUUAAUUUUUGUCUGCUGGAUGCUGUAGUUAACAAUGGUGUAGAAUUACUCCGGCACUUGUGUUGAUAUUUCUAUUGUAAUGCCAAUAUAUUUCUAUUCUCUUCGGAAGUAGCUUCAGUAAUCAGUUUACUGCUUCUAUCUCCAUGCUCCUUGAGUAAUUUUAUUAUUAGUAAUCAUAGUUUUUGUUAUAUUGCUUAGUUCUUUUCUUCCAUUCUAAUAAGUUCAUCUUUUCAUUUUUUAAGAGAUGAAAUGGGGCUAUCAUGGCCUCAUUUUCGCACUAUGUGAUCAUUGCAAAACAAAGUUUAAUUGCAAUUCGAACUCCUGUCUAUGUCAAAAGUAGUCAUUGCAAGGUGACAACAAAAUAUCUUUUUCAGUUUAGUUCUGUCCCUUGUUACAGAAUGUCACAUCGUUAUUUUCAACAUCUGUAUAACUGAUCUCUGUCUGGAAUGAUCUGAAAUGCUAAGCACCAAUUUACCACAGUAGUCUAGUUUCAGAAUUUAGCUCAAUACUCUCAUUUGAGUGUACUCCUUUUUUAAAUAUUCAUGUUUUGUUUUAGAUGUGCUUGGUUGCUUUGAUUUUGGAUCUCUCAUUUAUUUGUAAUGAUGUGUCCAUGUUUGAUGUUGCUGGUUUUUGAUGUUCCUUUUUCAUAUUCCUAAAUAAAAAAUGUGGAUAUUAAUUUUUCACGAGAAUCAUUACUUUUUUCGGAAUAAUUUCAUAUUUUUCAAAACCAAUGUUUGGUUGUAAAUUUCCAAAUCUAACUUAGAGUUGGAUUCCAAAUUUGGAAUAGUGAUCCAAACCUAUUUUCCAACUCUUGUCUUCAUAAAUUUCACAAAAAAAGUGCUCUAAUAUGUCCUUUGUAAAAAGUAUAACCAAACAUAACUCCAUCUUCGUAAAUUGCAAUAAAGUGAAAGAUCUUCGGGAUCUAUGACCAAACCCCUACGAUAUUACAAUGCAAAAGUAAUCCAUGAAUCAUAGUCAUAGAGAUAAAGAUUUCAAUAACAUCAGUCGCAGGUUUGAGCUCUGUACCAAGAAAAUUAUGCCUACGAUUAGGAUUGGUUCUUUCAAGUAAUGAUGAUUGAGUCUUGAGCUAUGACGAGAUGGAGAUAGUGGAAGUAGUUUCUGAUCAGGUGGCUGUGACUUUGUCCCAUGCAACUGUUCUUGAUGAGUCUCAGUCAAUGAGGGAGAAAAGUAGAAUUGAGAAAUUGUGUGCUGCAGCAGGCUAAAGACUAGAUAGAAUGCUAUGAAGGCAAGCCAGACAAGGACUUCGUUUCAGAAGCAAUGGAAUGAGGCAGACGGUGCACUCAAUUUUGUGUUUGCUCUCCAUAUUUCAAGAUGAGAAAGCAAGCUUUUACCAGAAGUUUUUUGUAAACACAACGGUGAAAACACACUUCUCUCCAUAUUGACAGAUGUUGUGAUAGCAAUAUCUUCCAAAGAUAAGGCCUUUGGAUUUUCUACAGUUGUUCUUACUUCUUUGCCUAAUCAGGUGAUGGGCGAUGAGAAGAGAACAUUUUAUGUUUGUUACAUAUGGUAGGACAUUUGUUAAAUGUCAGCAUUGGAAAGGGCUCUGUUAUAUUUGGAGUGGUUUUAGAGACUGGAGCUGAUUGUGGGAAUGACAGUUUGGGUUACGAGAAAAUGAUUCACAACAGAUGAAUAUGUGGCCAUAUAAUUAUAUAUUGAGGUUAGUUUUGAAGGCUUUUAAUCAGAUAGCUCAAUCUCCACCAUUCAUUUGCGUGGAAGAAGGCGUAACUUUCAGGGAGGUGAUGAAGGGCUGGAGUUUUAGCAUUUGCAAAAGGAUUGUCCAGGAACAUUGGAAGAUCCUUCAAAAUUAGCUGGUUCACAUUUUGCUUGUGCUUUUCAUAUGGAGGAUCAUCUUCUAAUUUUCCAGCCUAUGAUCAUUUUCAUGUUCUACAGCAACACUUUUGUGUUUCUGAUUAUGACAGGACCAUAGGCAAGUGAUGACACUCAUUCUGAUAUUUCAAAAACAGUAAUCUUUUAGGAAAGACAUGUUUGAAUAUAGAGACCCUUUGGAGCAACCAAUUUCCAUCACAAUGUUCAGAAGCCUUUGUGCUUGUUGAUCGUCAUAUAUUAUUAUAAGUGGAAAGAUUCAAACUGAAAAGUAGAAUUAUCAUUUUGUCUGUCUACUAAAUUAAUGAAUGAUUACAUUGAUCGUGUGUUUAUUAGUAAUCAUAAAUUUCAUAA
Molecule: messenger RNA, 12787 nt
Organism: Solanum pennellii
Lineage: Eukaryota; Viridiplantae; Streptophyta; Magnoliopsida; Solanales; Solanaceae
Exons: 3
Coding region: 8278-9861 (527 amino acids)
Source: RefSeq, a predicted model, not a curated record